Messenger RNA from Sclerotinia sclerotiorum 1980 UF-70, 1110 nucleotides. RefSeq lists its product as hypothetical. Gene Ontology annotation, biological process: sterol biosynthetic process. Gene Ontology annotation, cellular component: endoplasmic reticulum. Lineage: Eukaryota; Fungi; Ascomycota; Leotiomycetes; Helotiales; Sclerotiniaceae. The coding region runs from base 1 to 1110 and encodes 369 amino acids. The record is from RefSeq and is a predicted model, not a curated record. The transcript is spliced from 2 exons.
AUGGCUACCCCGCACAUAUAUCGCCCAAAGCCACGUCGGCCUUUUGAAGCACAUUCUCUUGCCCUCCAACAACCUCCAAGUCCUUCGCUUACUCCUUCAUACGAAUUCCUCGAAACACCAAGCCGCACUCAUUCCGUCCUCAAUUUGACAUCCUCCACCUUGGGAGGUAUAUACGAGGCCAACGGUCAUGAUGAUUUUGAGCCAGAGACGCCUACCACUCCAUGGGAAACAGGAGACGAGAACUCCCAACGGAAGCGUAGCUCUACAAUCCAAAGGAGACAAUCUUUUGCUGGAGCCCGGGCUUCAAGGCCCGCAACUAUAGCUUCUCGGAUCUUUCGCUCCAUUCUGUUAUUUGGGUUAGGGGUGCUAUAUGGACUGCUUGUAAAACAUCUACACGAUGACCGACAUCUUGCGCCACUCCAAGUGGAGUCGAUUAUAAAACCCAGUCAUGAUUGGAGAUAUCUUGUAUUUUGGGGCAUUGCAGGUGUUGGAUUGGGAAGCUUGCUACCAUUGGUCGACAAACUGUGGGAGGAGAAGAUUAGAUCACCUCAAGGAACCUCCACAAGUACUUCAUCAGAAGAAGCAAUUGAUGUCAGCGACUCGCAAAGUAUUCUUGGGGAAGACUGGAUAUUGGCAGUAAGGAGCGUGGGCGCUUUUGUAGGAAUCGCUUUUGCCAUUCGCAAACUUCCGUGGGCUUCUGAUAUGCAAGCAUCCUUAACCCUCGCCCUCGUUAAUCCAGUGUUAUGGUAUAUCAUUGACCGUUCCAAGCCUGGACUCGUGUUUUCAGCCGCUAUUGGUGCUACUGGCAGUGCAAUUCUCCUUGCAUCGAACUCAGAUUUAAUGCCGAGCCCGGCUGCUGCAGUGAAGAACAGCACCGUAUCUCACCACCCAAUUGAUUAUUCGGAGGCUGGAUCCGAGAAUUCGAUGGCUAGGGGUAAUCUUGAGGCUGGGAUAUGGAUUUCUAGUGUUCUUUUUUGCAGCUGUGUUUGUUUUGGGAACAUUGGGCGAAGGUUAGCGCUGAAUAGCGACAUGAGGAAGACCUCGUUUAUUAGCGAGCAACCGAGAAGAAAGUCGAUGGGACACGUCCAAGCAGCAAGACAGGCACAAUAG